CAGCCGGUAAUAAUCACUUUUGUGAAGAAUACAUUUACUGAAGGUAUUGAUAAUAGUUUUUACUAGAUGCUUUUUCCUCAGCAUAGACAUUACAGCCUGCUCUGAAUACAGUAUGUCCCAACAGGUCCAACCAGUCAGAAAUGUUUAUAUUUAAUAAAAUAUCCCAAUUUGGAUAAAAGACUGGAUUAAAAAACAUUUAAACACUGAAUGAUGUGUAACUUUGUUUUUAGAGCAUCAUACUAACUAAUCCUGCUAUUGUGUAUCAUGGAGAUUGUACUAUUAGAAGCUUUGCUGUAAUUCACAACCUACUGACAUUGUUGACAAUGUGCAGAAAACAUAAAAGCAAGCACCUCUGACUCCUCACGCACUGCCUCCACCAUGAACACAACCUCACCCCCACUCACAACCAGCACAACAACAGUAACAGAGAUGAACAUAACAGGCUUUCCUCCAAGCACCACCGAGCAUCAACACCAAUCACACACAACUUCGAAUGAACGAGAGAAUUACACGACAGGCUUACCUACAAGCACCCCCUUGCAUCAACACCAAUCACAAACCACCUUGAAAGAACGAGUAACAGACAUUUACACGACAGGCUUACCCACAAUCACCACCGAGCAUCAACACCAAUCACACACAACUUUGAAUACAACAGUAGCAGACAAUAACACAACAACCUUGCUCCCAAACACCACCAAGCAUCAACACUCACAUGCAACCGUAACCAUGACUACAGCAGAAAUCGUAAGUGCAAGCACCUCUGACUCCGUACGCACUUCCUCCACCAUGAACACAACCUCACCCCCACUCACAACCAGCACAACAACAGAGACAUCCCCCAAGUGCAGCUACACCCUCGAAGAAGAAAACGAUACUGUGAAAGUGAAAAUUGACAAGAAUGACUCAGCAGACAAAUACAAGAUUAACUUCACAGACACAUCAGAUGGAAGCAGUACAAAAACAUGGCCAGAAGAGUCUUUCCCAAUAUCACUUAAAUCAUUUAAGCCUUGCCAAAAUUACACUGUCACUCUUACUCCUUCCUGUAAACCCACGACUGGAUUUUUUAAAACAAGCGAAUUAGUUGACUCCGAUGUAAGCCACACGUUGAAGAUAACUGGGGCAAAAGUACAAGUGUGUUUUGAGACCAAAUGGGAUUUGAGUAAAUGUAUUGAUCUCGAUACCAGUAUCUCCUGCACUGGCUAUAGCGUGACUUUCAACGGAGAUCCCUGCAAGAAAUCUAUCCCUUUCACACUUCCCCCAGUAAAGCCUGUUAUUAAUUAUACAAACAAGUUCCCUACGAAAUUACGUUGGGACAAUCAGCCUUCAAACUGCCUAAAAGACCUCACAUACAACUGCAAUGGUUUGGCAGUUGCAGAUUUUGAAGAUUUGAAACCUUUUCAUGAUUAUGCAUGCACUGGGACAUAUGAUUAUGAGAAUGGAACAAUUACAAGUGAUCCCAUCCCAGUUAAGAUUGAUUGUGGUAAGCAGGGUCACACAAAGACAAGUUCUAAUUCUUCCACGCAAUCAACACCUGCAGUCACCCCACCAGUUUUCCUAGCUUCCACUCAAGGUGUUACAGAUGACAAAAAUGGAUCAGAAAACAUGAAAGCAAGCACCUCUGACUCCUCACGCACUUCCUCCACCAUGAACACAACCUCACCCCCACUCACAACCAGCACAACAACAGACAAUGACGACACAGGCACACCCACACGCACCUCCAGCCAUUCAGACAUAACUCCAGCUGGAGCAGAGAAUUACACAACAGGCUUACCCACAAUCACCACCGAGCAUCAACACCAAUCACACACAACAUUGAAUACAACAGUAGCAGACAAUAACACAACAACCUUGCUCCCAAACACCACCAAGCAUCAACACUCACAUGCAACCGUAACCAUGACUACAGCAGAAAUCGUAAGCGCAAGCACCUCUGACUCCUCACGCAACUCCUCCACCAUGAACACAACCCCACCCCCACUCACAACCAGCACAACAACAGAGACAUCCCCCAAGUGCAACUACACCCUCGAAGAAGAAAACGAUACUGUGACAGUGAAAAUUAACAAGAAUGACUCAGCAGACAAAUACAAGAUUAAAUUCACAGACACAUCAGAUGGAAGCACUAUAGAAGAGUCUUUCCCAAUAUCACUUAAAUCAUUUAAGCCUUGCCAAAAUUACAAUGUCACUUUUGAUCCUCCCUGUAACCCCAUGACUGGAUUUUUUAAAACAAGAGAAUUAGUUGACUCAGAUGUAAGCCACACGUUGAACAUAACUGGGGCAAAAGUACAAGUGUGUUUUGAGACCAAAUGGAAUUUGAGUGAAUGUGUUGAUCUCAAUACCAGUGACUCCUGCACUGGCUAUAGCGUGACUUUUAAAGGAGAUCCCUGCAAGAAAUCUAUCCCUUUCACAAUUCCCCCAGUAAAGCCUGUUAUUAAUUAUACAAACAAGUUCCCUACGAAAUUACGUUGGGACAAUCAGCCUUCAAACUGCCGAAAAGACCUCACAUACAACUGCAAUGGUUUGACAGUUGCAGAUUUUGAAGAUUUGAAACCUUUUCAUGAUUAUGCAUGCACUGGGACAUAUGAUUAUGAGAGUGGAACAAUUACAAGUGAUCCCAUCCCAGUUAAGAUUGAUUGUGAUAUAGUGAAUGAGCCCAGUCUCUCUGUAAGUCAUAAUAGCAUUCAUGCAUCCUGGAAAUUGGAUAGGCAGAACUGUCCAUCGAUCACCACAGACUUCACCUGGGAUGUAACGUGCAAAGAACAUGGUUCCACCAGAUAUUUAAAAGGGCACUGUACUAAGAACUCCUGUGAAUUUUCUAAGUUGGAAUUUUUUACUGAAUAUACUUGUGAGUUUGAAGCGGCCUAUGAAAAGAAACCAUUUCACAUCACUACCAAAACUACAAAAACCUGGCCUGGAGGUGCUGCAGAUGGCAAAACUGGACAAGUCCAGUUUUGCAUGUCAUCCUCUUCAACGCACAAAAGGACAUCAUCGUUGACACAGAACUGAAAUUUCAUUGUGGCAUCCAAGCCAAGUCAGCAACAUGGCAGCAGGUACCUCUGCAUGUUUCUGAUUUGAGGUUACUGUCCUCAACAAUCUGUGCAGUAUUUACAUUUACAUUUUAUGUUAUCGUUUGUUGUUCUGCUCAUCCCUGAUGUUUUAUUUUUUUGUUUUUGUAAAUAUAAUGGUCAUGCUUUAAAACUAAUCAAUGACUAUGAUGUGUUCUUCAUUGGUUUGAAUGUCCCUAAACACAUCAUUAGUUCAUAUCAAUGUAAUCAAUAACCCAGGUAUUACGACAUGAUUAUCCAUGUACUUUUGUACAUGAAUUACCCCAAUACUCAAACUCUGGUGAUAUGAGAUGCAGGGUUUGAGCCAAAUACCAAUUGAGGAUGAUUUUAUUGUCCUUGUAUCAAAAUUACGGUUUGAACUGACCCAUAUUAGGAGCAGUUACAAAGCACUUUGAGGUCAUAUCAAGUCUUCACAGAGUGGCAGAUGAUUCUUCUACUCUGUGGCAGAGUCACAUAAGGUCUUACAAAAAAGGUGAGACUUUCUUGCAUGUUUUGCACAAAUGCAAAAUGCUAUUAAGUAUGAGUUUAAAAAAUAGAAUCUGCUUCAACAUUAUUCAAAUGACUGUGUUAAGACUAUCAACCCUAAACUCUCCAACUUUGAAAAUGAUACAUCAACUUGUUCCAAUUUCCCCUCUGCCAACACUGGUUUCAAAUUUAGUAACAUAGCAGCAGGGAAAGUUCCAAAGUCCAUUGUUCAGUUUGACCAAGGUGUUAAGGCUCAUUAGCAUCUGUAUAGGUUGAAUGCAGGCCCAUAUGUCACUUGUGUAUGUCAUCCUCCAAAACUGCUGCUUCUUAAUUCAGUCCAGUUUUUUUUUCAGUGUUUAACCAUGAAAUCUUAUCCAUCUUUCUGUUUCUGCAUGUUUCUGAUUUGAGGUUACUGGUCUCACCAACCUGUGCAGUAUUUACACUGUUAUAGUUUGUUGUUCUGCGCAUUCCUGGUCCUUUUUAUUUUUGGCAAAUAAAAUGAUCAUGC
Molecule: messenger RNA, 4044 nt
Organism: Ictalurus furcatus (blue catfish)
Lineage: Eukaryota; Metazoa; Chordata; Actinopteri; Siluriformes; Ictaluridae
Product: mucin-22-like
Exons: 29
Coding region: 379-3012 (877 amino acids)
Source: RefSeq, a predicted model, not a curated record